Messenger RNA from Talaromyces rugulosus, 840 nucleotides. RefSeq lists its product as uncharacterized. Gene Ontology annotation, molecular function: branched-chain-amino-acid:2-oxoglutarate transaminase activity. Gene Ontology annotation, biological process: branched-chain amino acid metabolic process. The record is from RefSeq and is a predicted model, not a curated record. The transcript is spliced from 2 exons. The annotation marks the transcript as partial. Lineage: Eukaryota; Fungi; Ascomycota; Eurotiomycetes; Eurotiales; Trichocomaceae.
UUUCGUGGCCCAAAUGACACUGAAAUCAACAUCUUCAGACCCGAUUUUCAUGCUGUACGCAUGAAGCACACCGCUUCCUUGAUUUCUAUCCCGGAAAUUCCUAAAGAUCACUUCCUUCGCUGUAUUCAACAAGCCGUAGCCAACAAUGCCGCGUUCGUCCCUCCUCACAGUACAGAUGGCAUGCUAUAUAUCCGACCUAUCGUCUUCGGUUCUGGACCUCGGAUCUUGCUCAGCCCUACUGACAAAUAUACCUUUUGUGUCUACGUCACGCCUGCAGCCGCCUACCACGGUAUCAAAGCUGUGGACGCUUUGAUCGUGGAGGACUUUGACCGCGCUGCUCCUCGAGGGACUGGUUCAGGCAAAGUGGGUGGCAAUUACGCUCCUGUGAUGAAGUGGGCCGAUAAAGCAAAGAGCGAGGGAUUUGCCAUUACGCUGCAUCUUGACAGUCAAACAAGGACUGCCAUUGACGAGUUUUCGACAUCUGGAUUUGUGGGCAUCAAAACUGAGGGUGAGAAAAUCAGUAUUGUAAUCCCUGACAGCCCUAGCAUUAUCAAAAGCGCUACCAGUGACAGCAUCCAACAACUGGCUAGGUCUUUUGGAUGGGAGGUUAAAUAUGAGGAGCUGCCACAGUUUUCUGAGGUGCUUGCCUGCGGGACUGCUGCAACCGUACUACCGAUCAAAUCGAUCACGAUGAGGAGCACAGCGGACAAGUUUGUCUAUGGAGACGGAAGCCCGAAUUCGGGGCAGGCUGCUCUGAGACUUGGCAAGGCACUUGAAGCUAUUCAGAAGGGCAAAUCCAAAGAUGAAUUUGGCUGGGUCAUGAAGGUAACAGAUAUAUGA